AUGGCUCUCCCAAAGUACAGUCCGAGCACCUCGGCCGGCUCAGACGAGGGCUCUUUAAAUGAUGAUUCCUCGGACCGGAGCGUCGACAAUGGAGCUCUGCUUGAGGUCAGCCCAGAGCCAGAAGGCGAAGCCGUGGAGGAUACGACCGAGAAUAUGGAUUCCAGAGCGUAUCAGCUAGAAAUGUUCCAGAGGAGUUUGAAGGAGAAUGUUAUUGUUGCUAUGGAUACAGGAAGCGGCAAAACACAGGUGGCUUUACUAAGGAUUAAUGCUGAAUUAGAAAGAGGGCCUCAGAAAAAGCUCAUAUGGUUUCUGGCCCCUACAGUUUUGCUCUGCGGGCAGCAAUGCGACAUAAUUCGACUCCGGUUUCCCUCUUAUCCAACGAAAAUGUUGACGAGCCAGGACAAUGUAGACGCAUGGUCUCCCAAGAUCUGGAAAAGGGUCUUAAAAAGUUUCCGUGUUGUCGUAUCAACUCCGCAAAUCCUAUACGACGCACUCUCACACUCCUAUCUUGACAUCAGCAGGCUUUCUCUGAUUAUUUUUGACGAAGCACACAAUUGUUCAGGUAACAGUGCGGGUGGGAAGAUUAUGAAAGACUUCUACCACCCCCAGAAACAGAAAAAUAAAUCCAUACCGUCAAUUCUCGGGCUUACAGCAAGCCCUGCUGUCUCAAAAAAGACAAAAGGAUUUGAACUUCUUGAGGAGACGCUGGACUCUCGAUGUGUCACCCCUACAAUCCAUCGAGAAGAGCUUCUAAAAUGGGUAAACAGGCCAAAGAUUUCUCAUAUCGAGUAUACUUUGCCCGUUGACGAAGUGUACACGUCCGCAAUAUCCUCUUUAAUGGAUGUGUAUGCCCAAAUGGAUAUCAAAGAGGACCCUCGGGUCAGGAUGCUGGCUGCAGAUCCCACUGACAGGAACCGUCGGUUGCUCGAAGACGCCGUAAUGAAAAACAACACCAAUUCCCAAACCCAGUUCAGGAGACUGUUGGCCAGGAGCUUGGAAAUUGCUCUUCAGCUUGGGCCCUGGGCAGCCGACCACUACCUUUCCAGAGUCAUCGAAGAGUACACAGUUAAGGCCAAGGAAUCUCAUGACUACUUCGACGACUGGCUCCAAGAGGAAAAGAAAUACAUUACGGAACUACUCAGUAAGGUCCAAGUGGCACCCCCUAUUGAACAACCGCGACCAGAAGAUAUUUCCGUCAAGGUCAAGAAGCUCGUAAAGGAACUUCUUUCAAUCGAGGAAUCGCCCGUGGGCAUCAUUUUUGUGAAGGAAAGAGCGACCGUUUCCAUUCUUUGCGACUUACUCGGAACCUACACGGAUAUUGCGCACAAAUAUCGCAUAGGAACUGUGGUUGGAACCUCGAGCUACCAGAAUAAAAAGCGAACCAUCUACGAUUUCUUCAGCGAGAUUGACCUUUCAGUUCUGCAGAAGUUUCGUUCGGGGAAAAUUAAUCUUCUCAUUGCAACAAGCGUCUUAGAAGAAGGCAUCGACGUGCCAGCCUGCAAUCUCGUCAUCUGUUUCGACCAACUGGACACAAUAAAGUCCUUUAUACAACGCCGAGGACGAGCAAGGAUGCGAGAAUCUCGCCUGACUCUCUUUCUUGAAAAGUCGAGCAAAGUGGUGUCGAAAUGGGAGGAUGCAGAGGAAGAAAUGAAGCGCCAAUGUCAGGAUGAAGAAAGACAAGUCAAGAGAGUGAAAACUAUUGAAUCACAAGAGGAGUCGAAUAAAGGAUGUUUCAUUGUUAAGUCGACCAACGCACGGCUUGACUUCGACAAUGCAAAGCAGCACUUGGAGCACUUUUGCCGAAACUUAUCGAGAGGCGAGUUCGUUGAUGCGCGGCCCGAUUACAUCGUGCACCGCAGCUCCGAGGAGUUGGGAUGCGAUCUCACCGCCACAGUUUUACUUCCACCGUUCCUUCCUGCAGAAUUACGAACUGCUCAUAGCAAGAACGCUUGGAAGUCUGAGAAGAACGCUACAAAAGACGCAGCUUUUGAAGCGUAUCUGGCUAUAUACAAGGCUGGCCUUCUAAGUGAACAUCUGUUGCCCUUUAGCCGAGAGCAGAUUCCGGGUGUUGAGGCAAGGGCUCCGACUGCGGAUGUCGAAUCAUCCUUCACCCCAUGGAAGGAAGUUGUUCGCGCCUGGGAGGCAAAUGCGGGACAGUGGGUGUAUACCUUUACAUGCGUUACAGACAAGGGCGACUCCCUUGGAGAAUACGAUAUCAUCCUCCCAGUCCAGCUCAGUCAAAUCAGGCCGAUUCAAAUAUAUCGCGACUAUAGUACAAUUUGGACGAUUCAUUCUAGCCCCGGGAGAUUCAUCUCAAACGAGGAAGCGGCUCAGUUGCCGGAUCAUACGAUAACCUUGCUGAGCCUCAACUUUGCACAUCGUUGGGAGGUCAGAGAUGAACCAAAUGUGAUCAAGACUGUAGUCAGAGAGAUGGACAUCAAGCUCGAUCAGAUUGGGUCCGAAAAACUUGAGGACCAUUGGAAGGCCAUCGAGGACCAUGAGUUCUUGAUCCGAGAUCCCGGAGGCAUGCCGUUUUUCUACCUUUCUACUCUUCCCUCGAAGCCACCCGGAGAGAAAGUCCAACACAGAUUCAAGGGAUUCGAAGAGGCCGAGACCAAUGUGCCAUAUUUGGUUCUCGACCGUUGGACAAAGCGAGCGGAUUUCCUUCACCCUUUACUGUCGGACGCCCCCGAGCCCGUUAAACCAUACCCUUGGGUUCUUCCAUACCCCAGCGCGAGGGUAGACUCCAUCCCAGUCAAAUUUGCGACAUUCGGCAUGCUGUUGCCCACUAUAAUUCAUGAGAUUGAAGUUCAGUUGACAACGAAACAUUUAGCCGCCACGCUGCUUGAACCAUUGGCUUUCUCAAACCUUGACUUGAUCAGAGAGGCCAUUAGUUCGAAGGCAGCCCUUGAACCCCUUCAUUAUGAACGCCUGGAAUUUCUUGGGGAUUCGAUUUUAAAAUACUGUGCAGCGGUUCAGGUCUCCGCACUACAUCCCGAAUGGCCAGAAGGUUAUCUUUCCGCUUUCAAAGACCGACUGGUGUCUAACUCGAGGCUGUCCAAAGCCGCACUUCAAAAAGGUCUCCCGAAAUUCAUUCUGACGGAGUCAUUCACUGGACUAAAAUGGCGCCCGUUGUAUCGUUCCGACUUCCUCCAGGGCGAGGUCGCGAAUCCAAGCCAAGGACGAACUCUGUCUACCAAGGUAUUGGCAGAUGUCGUUGAAGCACUGAUGGGUGCAUCGUACCAUGACGGCGGCAUCGACAAGGCCUGCCAGUGCAUAUGCCUUUUCAUCGACGAGAAGUGGCCUUCCGUUGAUGUUGCGCGCAGAUCGCUGUAUGAAAGUCAGCCCAACAUAGUGAGAGAAAUACCAGCCUUCGCCACGUUGGAGGAGAUACUGAGCUACUCUUUCCAAAAGAAAUCGUUACUGGUCGAGGCAAUGACCCAUGCCUCCUACGUCAUAGCUAAUGGCUCGAGAUCUUUGGAGAGACUUGAAUUCCUCGGGGAUGCUAUUCUUGACAAGAUCGUCGUCACGAAGCUGUUUGCGCUGGAUCCUCCUCUGCCCCAUGACCGAAUGCACACACUGAAAACGACACUCGUCAACGGAGACUUCCUCGCUUUUAUCGCCAUGGAGAACGGUAUCCGCCAGGAAGAGACGGUGGUUACUGAGGAUCUGGAGGUUGUCCCUGAGAAGGGAAUCAUACCCCUCUGGAAUUUCAUGAGGCACUCAUCAACAACUAUCGGACUGGAGCAGGCGGCAGUGGCCCAAAGGCACCAGAACUCCAGAGAGGAGAUUAUCCAGCUUUUCAAAACUGCAGAUCGCUAUCCCUGGGCCGAGCUUGCUCGGAUCCAACCCCGAAAGUUCUUUUCUGACAUUAUUGAGGCUUUGAUUGGUGCCGUCUGGGUUGAUUCCGGGUCUAUCGAGGUCUGUGCCGCGGUCGUGGAGCGGCUGGGCAUCUUCACCUAUCUUGAACGCUUCGUGAGAGACAACGUUGAGGUUAUGCACCCCAAAGAGUUGAUUGGCAAGCUUGCUGGAACAGAAAAGGUCAAAUAUGAGGCUUCGUUUGAGGAAAACAAGGACGGCGAUAAUGUGUAUUCGUGCAAGCUGUAUGUUGGCGGGCGGCUUGUGGCGGAAGUUGAUGGGUCGGUGAGCAGGGAGCACAGUAAGACUGCCGCUGCUACGGAGGCUGUCAAGGCCUGGCCUCGUGACGAGGAUACGAUUAUGACUGAAGCCGGGGCGAUAGCGUAG
This is a messenger RNA of Clonostachys byssicola, 4245 nucleotides long. NCBI's taxonomy places the organism in Eukaryota, Fungi, Ascomycota, Sordariomycetes, Hypocreales, Bionectriaceae. The record is from the annotation of a GenBank genome assembly.